Molecule: messenger RNA, 3858 nt
Organism: Opisthocomus hoazin
Lineage: Eukaryota; Metazoa; Chordata; Aves; Opisthocomiformes; Opisthocomidae
Gene: MCF2L2
Product: MCF.2 cell line derived transforming sequence-like 2
Biological process (GO): intracellular signal transduction
Cellular component (GO): cytoplasm
Molecular function (GO): protein binding; guanyl-nucleotide exchange factor activity
Source: RefSeq, a predicted model, not a curated record
AUGGCUUCUCGGUGUCGGAAAUGUGGACAACAGGUGCCUAGGAACCCACCUUUCACUGCUGUCCGGAUAACAGAAGGAGAAAUGAAAUCUUAUCAUGAUUUUAUAGGAGGAUGCAUUAGACUGGAGCGCAUGGCAAAGAAAGAUGAAAUCAUGCAGCAGGAGAUACGGCCGCUGGUUGCAGUGGAUAUAAUAGAGCAGCUCCACAGGCAAUUUGCUAUCUUGUCAGGAGGAAGAGGGAAGGACGGGGCUCCCAUUAUAACCUUUCCAGAGUUUGCAGGAUUCAGUGACAUACCGGAUGAAGAUUUCCUGAACGUGGUCACAUAUCUAACCAGCAUUCCCAGUCUGGAGGCUGCCAGCAUCGGAUUCAUCAUCAUCAUAGACAGACGACGGGACAAAUGGAGUGCAGUCAAGGCAUCCCUGACACGGAUAGCAGGAGCAUUUCCAGGAAACCUGCAGCUGGUGUUUGUCCUGCGACCCUCCCGCUUUAUCCAAAGGACAAUCGCUGACAUUGGCAUUAAACUCUAUCGAGAUGACUUUAAAAUGAAGGUACCGAUCAUCAUGUUAAAUUCUGUCUCUGAUCUGCAUGGCUAUAUUGACAAAAGUCAGCUGACCCGGGAGCUGGGAGGAACCCUGGAGUAUGGCCACAGUCAGUGGAUACAUCACCGAACAGCUAUUGAAAACUUUGCAAUGACAGUAAAAACAACAGCACAGAUGCUACAGACCUUUGGAACAGACCUAGCAGAGACUGAACUUCCCAAUGAUGUGCAAUGCACAGAGGAGCUCCUCUCUGCACACACUGACCACCAUGGCAAGCUGAAGGAUGAGCUGAAACUAGCUGUGAAGCAGGGAGCCACCCUCCUGACAUGCAUUAGGGAGCCAGUCACCCGAAGCGCCAACAGCAAACUCAGUCCAGAUGAACUGGAAAAUGUGGCAACAGUAGAAAGGUUGUUGGCUCAGUUGGAUGAAACAGAAAAGGCUUUUGAUCAAUUUUGGACCAAGCAUCACCUAAAACUAGAACAAUGCCUGCAGCUUCGACACUUUGAACAUGAUUUUAGAGAGGUGAAACUGGCACUGGAUAAUCUCAUGGAAGCACAAGCAGCUUUUGCUGACAUUGGAGACAGCGUGACUCGAGUGGAGCACCUCCUAAGGGAACAGAAGCAACUGGAAGAGAAAGGACAGGAACCUUUGGAGAAGGCCCAGUCUCUAGCUCUCCAUGGAGAACAGCUCAUCCAAAACAACCAUUAUGCAGUUGACUCCAUUAGACCAAAGUGUGUUGAACUCAGGCGUAUUUGUGAUGACUUUACCAAUGAGACCAAGAAAAAGUACGACAUUUUAGGAAAGUCUCUUGAGCUGCAUAAGCAGUUAGAUAAGGCAAGCCAAUGGUGCGAAGCUGGAAUCUACCUCUUAGCUUCCCAAGCUGUGGACAAGUGCCAGUCACAAGAGGGAGCUGAAACUGCACUGGUUGAAAUUGAGAAGUUCCUGGUAACAGCUAAGGAACACCAGCUCUCUAACCCGAAGGAGUUCUACAAUCAGUUUGACAUGAUCCUCACCCCCGAAAUAAAGGCCAAUGCCCAAAGAAUUCUACAAAAGCUAGAGGAUGUACAAGAAAUGUUUGACAAGAGGCAAGUCAGUCUGAAGAAGCUGGCAGCCAAACAGACCCGGCCAGUACAACCGGUUGCCCCACAUCCUGAAUCUUCCCCAAAGCGAGCAUCACCAAAGAUUACCAGACCAGCAGGAGUAGCUACCAACAGGAGGCCCACAGAAAUUUCCUGCCCUCCGAAGACCAUUUCUGAAGCAGAGUUAUCAAAAAAGAAAAGCGUUAAGAAGACUAAAGGUGGAAUUAAGAUUGAAGUGAUGCAUGAAGCUAGUCAAGGAGGAUCUAGCAGAGUCCUGGUGAUGAGUGAAAGUGAUGAGAACUUGUCAACAAGGAAGAGCCACAUAAUCAAUGAGCUGAUAGAAACAGAACGGGUUUAUGUAGAAGAACUGCAAAAUAUAAUAGAGGGGUAUGCUUCACAAAUGGACAAUCCCAAUUUAGUACAUCUGAUUCCAUCUGCACUCCAGAACAAGAAAGAAAUUCUGUUUGGGAACCUCCCAGAAAUUUAUGAAUUCCACAACAGGAUUUUCCUUAAGGAGAUAGAAAAUUGCAUUGAAAACCCAGAGCUUCUUGCCCGAUGUUUUUUGAAAAGAAAAGAGGACCUCCAAAUAUAUGAAAAAUACUGUCAGAAUAAGCCAAGGUCUGAAGCUCUCUGGAGACAAUGUGGAGACAGCAUCUUUUUUCAGGAAUGUCAGCGUAAAUUGGAUCAUAAGCUGUCACUGGAUGCUUAUCUCUUAAAGCCAGUCCAGAGAAUCACCAAAUACCAGUUGCUGUUAAAAGAAAUGCUCAAGUGCAGCAAGAAUUCAGAGGGAACUGCUGAAUUGGAAGAAGCUCUGGCCACAGUUCUUGAUAUCAUCAAGUCAGUAAAUGACUCCAUGCACCAGAUAGCAAUCACAGGAUACGAGGGGGAUGUAAAUGAGCUUGGAAAGCUGUUGAUGCAAGGUUCCUUCAAUGUGUGGACUGACCACAAGAAGGGGCACAACAAGGUGAAGGACUUGGCUAGAUUCAAACCGAUGCAGAGACACCUCUUCCUCUAUACAAAGAUGCUACUUUUCUGCAAGAAACGGGAGGAGAACACAGAUGGCCAUGAGAAGACAGCUUCCUACAGCUUUAAAAAUUCAUUAAAGAUGAGCACUGUGGGCAUUACAGAAAACAUAAAAGGGGAUAACAAGAAGUUUGAGAUCUGGUAUAAUGGCAGAGAAGAGGUCUAUAUUAUUCAGGCAUCUUCUGUUGAGCUGAAAAACACCUGGAUUUCAGAGAUUCGCAAAGUCCUGACAGGACAACUGGAAGCAUGUAGAGAAGCAAGUCAACUGCACCAAAGAAUCACCGAGAGCGUAUACCAUGCACCAAUGGAUUCCUCCAACGCGAGCAGGUAUAGCAGGAAGUCAUCAAGCGUGUAUGAAAACAAAUCUGAGAUACCGAACGUGGAAGCAUCUAACAAUAAAAACAGGAAUUCCAGUCCCAGCACCAGGCAAAAGAGAGUUGAUGCUUCCACCAGCCUUAACCUUGAGCGCACAGCGCUUGCUAGAAAGCGAUUCACAUUGCAAGGUCUUUCCAACCGCAGAGCUCCACCCAAAGAUCCAGAAUCUAAGGAAAGAGAAGUUACCCGUCGCUUCUCCCUAGCCUCCUCCAUCAGCACCACAGUUAAUGCUUCUGCUGUGACCAAAGGUCCCCUUGUUCCUGCAGUUAAAGUCAAGAGACAUGAAAUAAAGAGUGACCCAACUCCCCUGGGGUUUGAAGAUGCAUUUGAGAACACCAUAUUGGCCCAGACUAAAUGUAAUACCGGUUCCACCAUGAGACCUGUACCUAGAUCUGCUUCACAGACAGGUUGGCCCAGCAGGCAAAUGCCAUCUCUAGACACAUUUGAAGAUUUUGAAGCCAUCCCCUCCAGCACAGAUGAACUCUCCAACUCUUCUGACUUGGAGGAAGAGACCAACCCUAACAAUGGGACCAACCUUUUUCGAGUAGAAGGCAGUUUUGACAGCUGUUUCCCAGAUUCUCUUACACUCGAGGAUGGAGAUUUAGUGCAGUUUGUGCAGGAAGGAGAGAAUGGUCAAUGGUUAGUGAAGAAACUGGUCUCCGAGAAAAGCGACUGGGUUCCUUCCAGUAUAUUGCAGCCAGCAGAGGGGGACAGUAACAACAUAAUUAAGAACAGCAAUGCAGACAUGUACAACGAUUCCUGCAGCACAGCUUCGGUAGAGUCAGACACCAAGGAGAGCGAGGUGGCCAAAAGCUUCCCAGCAGAACAGCGGGCUGGCAGCUGA